This is a messenger RNA of Pochonia chlamydosporia 170, 8985 nucleotides long. RefSeq names its product glycosyl transferase, group 1 family protein. NCBI's taxonomy places the organism in Eukaryota, Fungi, Ascomycota, Sordariomycetes, Hypocreales, Clavicipitaceae. Gene Ontology annotation, molecular function: glycosyltransferase activity. The transcript is spliced from 5 exons. The record is from RefSeq and is a predicted model, not a curated record. The coding region runs from base 1 to 8985 and encodes 2994 amino acids.
AUGGCUUCAUUCUUUCAGCCCGGGUCGAAUGACCCAACCAUCGACGAGUGCGGCGCCUCGCGAUUCCAAGUCUAUUGCAAUGCGGUUCUUCCAGCAGAGCGCCUCCUCCAAAAUUGGUAUCAGAAGGUGGACCUGGCUUUGGGCGCUGGCGCUCUCGCAAUGCCCACCUUAAUAUUGCUCUUUCUUCUUUCGAGACGAACAUGGGCGUCAAACCUAACAAAACUUCGGGGGCGGCCGGCAAAGAGGGUAGCAAUAUCAACGGGCCAUGGCGGAGGCCCGAAUGCAACACCACUGCUGUUCGAGUCGACCAGGUCAUUUCGCAUUUACUCGGAGACGGAAUCUCCAUCAGGACUCGAAGAUACUAGACAAUAUGACAUCAGUAUUUUCCCGCUCGCCACCACUGGCAGGUACUCAUGUCGAGGCGAGAGUUUUAGUCGCGGCUCGAGCUUAACGGUUCCUCGAAGCAUUGGUCAAGACAAUCGUAUAUCCACCUCGAGUAUGACUGCUGAAGCCAUCCCAACAAAGAUGAAUCUGGGUUCUAUCGAUAUUGGAUCCAUUGGUUCUGCGGCUUUUGAAGAUGACGCAAUAAAUCGCACAGUAAACGUUCUGGCCGACACUUGCCUCCAAAACAGUCUUGCCGGCCUCGCCGUCCGGUCUUCACCUACGAUAGAGUCGCAGCAAGUCGAGCGGCUGGUUGAAUUGUUGUAUCUCCGUGGUAUCUCUGUCAUCUUACUGUGCAACCACGACUCUGACGAAUUGGACUCCAUCAGCUUCAGGCACGCUUCCGGUAUCGUCAUUGAGAAUGCGACCAUUUUACGGAAUGGCGAACGUAGGGACUACUUCCAGGCUAAACGACUUCGAAGGCUGAUGGGAAGGUGCGAAAAGGAGCGAGAGAUGAGGCCAGAAUUCUUCCUCGGCUUUCUGGAGCUUUGGCAUCACAGGCCGCAUCCUUCUGUAAUUCGGCGAGCAGUCAAGUUGGGUGAACAUUUCGGGGCUGUCGUGGAGCAAGGGCCAGUACAUCCCAACUCGAGGACUGAAGCAUCCUCAAGAGACGUGAGCCGGACUUUGAGCGCAUUUGAAUAUCUGAGACGAGACAAAGUCACAGAGCUGCAAAAAAGCUGGUUAUCGGAUUCGAGAAAGGUCUGGGUACCGAACCGAGGACCGGAACCCCAGGUCAACUCACUGCCGCUCCAGAGCCUUGACUCGGCAAUCCCACACAUAUCUAACUUUCUCCAUCACCAGUCACUGCCCUUGGAGCUCAGCGUUUUGCGCAAUGAGGAGCCGGCGCGGUCGUACCCACCCAACUACGUGGAACUGGCACCCAAGCGCAAGGACUUCUUUGAGAUUUCUGCAGACGGGAUUGCGUUUUCUCACUUCGGCUGCUUUUCCCUCAUCGCGGACCCUUCUGCUGAGGAUUACGUCGCCGUCGUGAAAACACAGUGCCGCCUCAAGGAGCUCCAGAUGCUGCAUGCCGUGCAAGGCAUCGAGACCUACCGUCUCCUAGAGGUGAUUCGGCACUUGGCUGGUCACACGGACUGCGACGACUUGAUUCAUGACUUGGUCGAGGGCCUUGAGUCAGAGCAAGUCUGUGUUUUCAAGGGACUCGAUGCUGGGUUUAAAGUCCCGGAUGGAGAUGGCUAUUUCUGGGGCGUGACCAAGGCUCGAGACAUGCAAACGAAACUGGCAAUAGACAUCUUCAUCUCGCAAGCAGCUCCAAGGGAUGCAACUACCAUUUUGCAUACCUGGCUAGCUCAUCAUGGCGUACACCGCGCUACGCGCCUGGAUCUCGAGUUCCGACUCGAAAGGGCUAAUGGACUCGGCGAUAGCAGCGGCUUGCCACUGAGUAUCCGGGUUGCCAUCGAAAAGGCCACUGAUGCUGAAAGGCUUCAGCUACUCCAGCAGAUGCGAGUGUCUCAACUCAGCCACCAUUUUAGAGAGCCUAUCGUCACUUUCUGUAGGUCAAUCCUUAUCGACGAAACGUCCAAGUAUUCUUGGAACCAGCACCAUGCCCGAGGGCUUCUAGAUGGUUCAAUGUCAACCAAGACGAUGUUCAGAACCAGACUUGAGUACUUUGUACGAUGCGGCGCAAGUGAGCUCCCCAGUGUUGAGAGUCUUCUGAGGCUGUAUGAACUCGUCGAAACGACCAUCCACAACGCCCUUUCCAAUGGUGACAGAGUGCAUCUCAACACCUUUACGAAUGCUCUUCUCAAAGCAUACAACCCUGCAUGCUCCUCGAGCUCAAACGACUACGUCGAUGUCAACGCCGAUCUUUUCGCGCUGACAUUCUUCAGCAUACUGAGAAAGGCGGCCUUUGAGGAAGUGUAUAUAGAGUCCACGGACCGUUGUCCGAUAUUUCUCGCAUGCCCUGACCAAGCUGCCGUCUUUUCGGAACUCUGGGUCCUUGGCUCUCAGUGCGAAAUCUUCUUCGGCCUCAUGCCGUCCGACCUGGGCGAAAUCAUAUACAAACGAUAUAAAGACUUUCUCGCGGAGCGGCCACCCGUUGCUAGUGAUCGGGAAAACAAUGAGAUCAUGACAAUGUAUUCGAGUUCCGAGGCACCUCUACCUUCCAAGGACACAAAAAACAGCGAUGGCCCAGAUGCCAAAAUAUUGAAGAGGCAGGAGUUGAUUGGCAGCUGGAACAAGCGAUUCACAGAGUUCGGCGCCAUGUCAAUUUUCUGUCUACCUGCCAUCAUGGACGUUCUGCUACUAACCUUUGUUGGCCGUGGCAUGUUUAUGACUGCCUACAUGGAUCACUAUCACCUCCAGGCUGCUGGUUAUGCCCUGCUUAUCUCCCUUCUGCUAACUGCAGGCGUCACCGGCUGGGUUGGCAGCACCGGCUCAUACUACCUGGCUCAUUACGCAUACAGCAAUAUGAUGUAUUUCCAUGUUCAACGCCUUUCUGGAGGCUUUGUUCUGAUGCUUAUUGUUGGCGUAUGUGGUCUGGUCGGGUUCGCAUUGGAGCGCUCGGUUGCCGUCGGCUUCGUCUUUCUCGCAUUUCUAAUCAUCAUCACCACCUACCUCAAUCUGCUGGGUGUUAUGGCCACGAUGCACCAACGCGGAAGCCCCCUUACUUCGGGGCGAAAGGUUCUCUGGCGGACUAUCCCGGGUCUUCUCUUGUCGCCAAUCAUCUCCUCCUUUGUCAAUGGCCACGAUCUCAAAAUCUAUCUCCCUGUGGCUUCUACAGUCAUUCUGCUCCUCUUGUAUCAGUACCGUCAGCUUUGCAAUGAAUGGGCUGACUGGAUGAAGAACAUACCCGAAAUUACGGACAAGGAUGUUCUGGAAUGGUACAAGUCCACGCCCGAGUCGCGCCCAGGCGACGAGGAUAUCAAAGAGAAAGCGGAUAACCAAAGCAAAAUCGCCCAAGAAGCUCUUCGCACUGCGCUCGCGACGUACCCACGGCGCAGAGGAGAAGCUAUGUCUUCGGGACUGACGAAUGAUGAGUUUGUCGACCGCGUGGCAAAAGGCAUGCCGUAUAUCGAGUGGCUAUUUACAAAGACAAACCCCAAUGGCAACGCACCGGACCUCUUCAGCAGCGCAUGGUAUACUCAGCUUGGGGAGGCGAAGAAGCAGCAGCAGCAGAUCUCACGAGGGCUCAAAGAACACGACACUAUGAUGCUCUUUCGCAACGCUCGAUAUGACAUUGGGCAGAACCUGGGUCUGUUCCUGGUUGCUCUCAUGGAUCGAUGGGUCAGCAUUAUUAUGGGCGCAAGACAGCCAAAUGUCAGCAUAUAUACCGACUCCCGAGCUCGGUACGGUAUCUGCUUUAGCAUUUUAUACUUUUGCUUCGCCGUUAUGCUGUUGGACGUCAUCCUGCAAGACUACUGGAGCAUUCGUUUCAUAUUGUCCAAGGAGAAGCUCUCCGAUUACCGCCAUUCACGAAUGGUUGCCAGAAACUGGGAGAGUAAUCGACGCCAAAAGCUCUUCUCGGCACUGGCCAAGCUCUUUAGCCACAUCAUGUUUGUCUUUGGCGGUACGACCCUUCUUCUUUGGGCUUUUGUGGACAGCCAAGAGACAACUAUCCUUUACUAUCUUUACACCCUCGGAUACACAAGUGUCAUCGUCUUUCAGUUCAAUCGAUGCUUCACCACAAACGUCCGCAUCCACGUCAUUAUCAUCUUGGUCUCCGCUUCCGUAGGACUCAUUGUAGGUUGCACGCUGCAUGCCGUCCCUGCGACUGCAGGCUGGCUUUACUCUGAUGUUUUGGCUCAGAACGUCGCGGCCGUGUCAGCGGCCUUGGGGACCCUUCUCUGGGCUUGGAGAGAUUGGACCGCUCCCAACUCCAUGGUAUCGAUAUCCUCUACCACCUACGACCGUGAAAUUUGGGCCCAGCGCUAUCUCAGAGCCGAGAAUGACGCCGAGUUAAAGGUUGUGGCUGGGAAGGUCCAAAAUGUCGGCGGUGCCAUUACCAUGCACAACGAUGGCUCUCUCACGAGCAAAAGAAUUACUCAGCUGCUGCGUCAAAGUCUCAUAAACCCAAACGGGACUGCCGCACGAAUACCGUGGGCAGUCGGCAUCCUCAAAGCAGUCGUCGAGAAAUGGGAGGAAGGAAACAUCAAGGUCGCUAUUGUGAGCCAGGAGAAAUUCUCUGAGGCUGGUUUGAAGGACAUCUGCUCAUUCAGCCAACUGGAUGGCGACGUACUCAAAAUCACGGCUGCUUUUUUGGGAGAGACAGAGCUUUGCUUGCCCUCGUGGAAGACUCAACUGACAACAAUGGUCGCGGAGUGUCUGUUGUACCAUGUAGCCCGUGUGGAUGGGAAGUUAUCACACUCCCAAGCCGUUCAAGCAGAGCAUUUCCUUUAUGGCACUUUGGUCAUGUCUAGGCGGUUUGAGCUUGAGCUUGCUAUUGCAGAUGUAAAGGACCUCGCACGAUAUGUCCGGAAGACCAACUUGGAGCUCAUGCGGCAUCUUUGCUUGGAUGUGAGCGUAGAUUCCAAUUGGGAUACCAUACCCCUGAGCGGAAGAAAAGCUAUAUUUGCACGAAUCACUGGGGAAGAAGUCGCUCACUCUCGGGAGUUUUGCCAGUGGCUAUCCAACAGCGAUAUCGACUUGCAGGCCGUUGAGUUCCACCUUCAGCUCACUCUUGAGAUUUUCCACAAGUCGGAGGAACGGUACAAGACGACCACAUGCUUUUCUCAAAAUAAUCACCCGGGCGCCGUGGGGCCUAUGGCGGAACUGAAACCCAUGCGUAUCGACAGAUCUCGCGCACCUGGAACACUUCGGGCCUUGGUAGCAUUCCCUCUAGCCUUCGUCAAGUGGGUAGCUCUCAUAUCCGGGGGCGGAUCGGAUGUUGAGAGAGAACUAUCGUACUGUCUGCGAAGUAUAUACUUUCGCCGCCCCAUUCUUUAUGUCACCCUGCUCUUGUGGAAGAUGUGUUGGAUGAUGAAGAACUUUUGGGUAUUCACCUUCUUAGUCUACCAUCGUCCGGCCCUCGUCAGUAUUGAACGACUCGCCCGGAAGGGAGCACGUCGUCUCAUCGUUGGGAAUUUCAUUACUGUCGAAUGCCAGGGCAACACCAUUACAGGGAUUGCAGUCAAUGGUGAUGAUGGAUCCAUGAUGCUGGAGGCCUUUGACGGAAACCUCCAGGAGCACCCACACGACAUGGAGCCAAUCUUCAAAGCAACCUAUGACGAAGAUUUCCGACUCACCAGCCGAGUCGACAACGAAGGCAACACUUCGACGUACCAAUAUAAUCCUGGUAGCCGACAGAGGUGGCCUGUAUCCAGGGAAGUGGUCAACUCUAGCCGUAGGACCAUUAGCUUCUACGACAAACACGGACGCACGAUUCACGGCGUGCUAUCUCUAGGUUCAACGUCGUAUGCUUUCUACUGUCACUACAAGUCCACCCCUAAAGGAAGCCCUGAUCUGCUUCGUGCAGACUUUAAGCCUCUGAACUCGGAAUCUAAUGACAGGCUAUCGGUUUUCUGGGGUGUUCCGCUGGGUAACCGGGAAGAGUUUUACAACUGGGCUCCGUCAGAAAAGAUACGCCUCAUUGUCAGAGUAAUCGAUGGAAAGACGUUUGUUACAGAGAUUCAGUACCGCCACCGUCGCGACCCCGUCAGUGUGACGACUCUCGAGGAGGAGAACGACCGUAAGACGGCCAUCGCUCAGCAUCCCCAGGUCUUUCCUGACGAGGACCUGCUUUUGAUCCGCCCCCGAAAUCUCAUGUUUGACUCAGAAGAUGUCCUCAUUCAUCAUAGCCUUCUUCAUGUCAAGCGGAUGAGCCACGCUGCUAGCAAAAAGGGGUCUAUCAUUCCGCACUGGAGUUCAUUACCCCUGUUGGGAAAACGAGUCUACCGCCCGGUACCAACCUGGCACAUCCGAACAGAACUGUGGCGCUGUUGGCUGAGUGGCACUUUAGACGCCGUCACCGUCUGCUGGAUAGAUGAGCUCAUCCUUCGUGAGGAGCCACUGCUUCGCAAAUACUGGCAUGCGCGAGGCACUGGGAAUCUCGACGCUGCCAGGCUCGCACUGGACGACGGCAUUGACCAGAUAGUAUCAGCGAUCGAACUUGAGACGGAAGUCUCAGAGCUCUGUCUUCUUCCCAUCAGAACUGCCGACUUGUACGCAAUGGGUCUUGGAAAAGACGCUGCUCAGGUUACAAAUAGACCCCAAGACUGCUACAAUGACACCAAAGACCGCAUAUCAGUCAUAGUCAAUGACAUCGGAUGCUGGCCAGAAUCUCCAGGUGGUGUUUCGAACUGCAGACGAGACUUGGUCAACGGCCACAGCACUAUACGAAACCAUGUGCUUGCGGAGUGUGCCAACGAGUACGGCAUACCCCGUUUCCAGAUCGAGAGGAACGUCCAGUCACUGAAACUGCUUCCAUUGUGGGGACUCGACGGAAAGAAUGCGCAUCACGGGCUCAUUGACAACAUCCUGCAGUCUCAAGUCGACGACAAGAUUCGUGGCACGGACUUGCAAAGGGAUAUUGCCAGCGUUUUUAUCCCCUUAUUGAAGGACUUUGUCAGGGGAGCUCGCACCAAGCGCUAUUCUCGCGCCGAUUUGAUCAAAUACACAAAUGUAAUGCUCUCAAUUUCCAAGUACUAUGAGCACAAGGACUACAACAGUACUUGGAACUCUAGGGAAGUAGAAGACGCAUGGGCUGAGGCAUGGCUCAUGCCCUACAACGAUCCUAACAUUAACGACCCUUCCGAUUACUUCGACAUCGAGCGUCCCAGCUUCUCUGACUUUCGAGAAGCCAUGGGGAUCUAUAUGGCAUAUUUCUUUAUCUUCUCUGUCAAUGUUCCUGACGAGUGUCCGCGUGUAUUCCAGAGCACACACCAUGGAAUCAGUAGCUUGUUCGGUAUGGUCCUCAAGUACCGUCGAGGAGUGACGUUUGCAAUAUGGGAUCACGCAAUUUUGUGGCGAGAAUCCUGUCUCAACAUCAGCCCCGCUCAGUGCGAGUUACCCAUCUCGGUGCAGUCGAUGCUUUUGUCUGGGAUCCGUAUGGCAACCCGGCUGGCCUACUUCCAUGCCGACGUUGUCACCCCAUGCACCUCCCUGUUCAACCCUAUGUGGGAAACUGAACUCGGGAGUGACAGGGGCAAGCUCUGCAACAGAAAUCAUUUCCGCCGCAAGAUCACUCCAAUCGUCAACGGCAUCAGCAACAUGGACUUGUUCAAGACCGUCGAUAAAGUGCGCACCGACAAGCCCACAGUGGUCAUGUUAUCCAAUAUCCAAUUCAUCAAGGGUAUCAAGACGGCCAUUCUGGCAGCUGAGGUUGUCGUCAAUCGCUACGGCUUUAAGGAUUACAAGCUCAUGAUAUACGGAGCCAAGGAUCGUCAACCAUCCUAUGCUCUCGAAAUGGAAAAGCUUAUCGUCAAGAGCCAGCUCUCGAAUAAUGUCAUUCUGGCUGGGUUUGGUAAGCCCACAGAGGUUCUAAAGGACGCUUGGCUCUUCAUGAACUCAUCUGUCUCUGAGGGCCUCCCGCUGGCCAUUGGAGAGGCUGCUCUCGCCGGAGUUCCCAUUGUCGCCACAGAAGUGGGAGCAACCGCCUUGGUCAUGACAGAUCCAAACGAUGCAGAAAAAAGGUAUGGAGAGGUUGUAGCGCCAAACGACCCCGUGGCCCUUGCAAGGGCACAACUGAACAUGCUCUGCAUGGUUGGUCCAUGGGCCAAAUUCACACAGGAAGGCGAGGACGUGAUGCCUCCAUCACUCCCAGAUGAAGUUACAACAGACGACGUGAAAUGGCUUUCUCGGCGGAUGUACGAGAAGAGCGAUGACCGCCGCAAGCUCGGCCUCCUUUGCCGGGAGGUAGUGCUGCACAGCUUCCACGGAAACCGAUAUUUGCGGGAGCACGAGCAAAUGUACUGGAUCCAAUGGCACAUGGCCAAGAUGCGAGCCGACAUGGCACUCAUGGGAUCAUCGAAGAAUGCCUUUAAGUUCGGCUCAACCGCUCCUUUGAGAUACUCAAGCGAGGAACCAAACGAGGAUGAAGUUGACGAUGCAAUUGAGAAAGUGGAGGCGGCAAAAUACGCCGAAGGUGAAGGGCUUCUUGGGGAAACGGUUAUGCUUUCAGAAGUGCAACGCGACCUUGAAACUCAACUCGGGGAAAAGGAGGGCAGGUUUCCGAGCAUAUCAAGACUAUUUCGAGGGCAGUGGCUUGCGCCAAAUCACUUUGCUAGAGAAGCUGCGUUCCGAAUGUCCAUAACAGCAGCUGUGGUUGACCGUGAGGGUGUUCUUCGCGCCCUACUUCGGGCUGAUAAUGCGGCUAUUCACACACCAGAGUCGGCCCGUCAGAAGGCGUAUACAUCUGCAGCGUCCCGUACGGCAACUAGCGCUAUAGUGAGAACCAUCCAGCAAAAUCCUGGCGCUGCCCAGCUUGCGGCAAUUGACGACUUUCUUAUUCUUGCUAGUGGUGUGCUAAUUAGGGUCGGAAAUAAGACGAUUGGCGCCGUCGGCGUUGGUGGUGCUCCCAGCGGAGAUAUCGAUAAAGCUUGUGCAAUAGCCGCCCUCCAGAAAGCAGCACCGAAGUUUAAGCGCUAA